Molecule: messenger RNA, 2403 nt
Organism: Leptosia nina
Lineage: Eukaryota; Metazoa; Arthropoda; Insecta; Lepidoptera; Pieridae
Source: the annotation of a GenBank genome assembly
AUGGUGAUUCAGAAAACAGUUAAUUCCAAUGAAAGUUGCUCAAGUAGCCCUAAUUUGGAAGCUGCUUCAACCAAUGCUUGGAGUGUUCAAGCACCUACCUUAAGCAUUCGAAUGUCUACGAAUAUGCAAACGAAGCAGCCAGUUACACGACAAAUAGCCAUUAAUACUCUGGCGGCUAUGCAUCGCAGGUUCAGUUUGCCUGGUCCCGUUCAACCACAUUCAAGACCAAUAGCAGAGUUCCGAGCAAGUGCAAAUAAAUCUCUUGAUAUGCUAAGGCAAACGAUUCAAUCUUCAGUCACUCGAGAGAUAGAUCAAGUUAUUAAAAAGUAUUUAGAGAAAUUUUUCGUCCCAGCUGUGAAUAACAUCAGAUUGAAUCUCGGUGAUGAAUCAGUUAGCGAAGAUCAGGUGAGAGCAGUGUGCCGUGCAAUGCUGGAUGCUACUAGGUUACUGUACACAACUCCACCCCGGGUAUACCAGCCUACACCAGAAGCCACUGAUGCUGAAUCUACUCAAAACCUAGACAACAAAUUUACCAAAUAUACGCCUUGUACCACACAAAAACGAAAAGAGGUGGAAAUUGAAUCAGAUCUGAAAACUAAAAAAAUUAAACAAGAGGAGGGAAGUGAUAGUGGCCGAUCCUCACCAAUUCCUUCACCAGCUGUGAGAGACCCCGAUAAAUGGAAUCCUGCCAGGCUUACGCAAGACACUUUAUUUAUAAUGGGAUCUCAUGCUCAUAAAGUUCUUGGGUUAGGUAACGCUCGCGGUCGCCUAUACACUAGACAUGCAGGGCUGCUUCGAUAUCCUGCCGACAGUGCUGAUAAGGAAUGGAUAGCUAGCCACAACCUAGUGAAUGCAGUUGGUGGUAAAACUUAUAUCAUGGUUCUUGAAGAUAUAGAAGAGUUAGCCCAUAGUGAUGCAUAUAAACAUAACUCAUUACCUCUACUUGGUGAACUAACUGGUUUCAAAGUGCCACCAUUUAUGUUAAGAAAGAUUAAAGCUUACGUUUUAAAACGGGCUCUUAGUGGAGACUUAUCUAGUGCCGACAGUCCCCAGCCCACUACAAGCAAUCAAGAAGAUAAGUUUAAAAUAGAGGAUAUAAAAAUUGAGGCGCACGAUGAUUUUGAUUCAGCUAAUUUUAACGCAAGUCAAUAUAUGAACAAUUCAGAUGGUGCUGGAGUUGCUAACGAUAAUGACUUUGCUGAUAUUAAAGUGGAAGACAUAGAUGAUAUUAAGGUAGAUGGAAUAAAAAUGGAAGAUCUAGAUGAAAUGAAAGUUGACGGUAUCAAAGUGGAGGAUUUAGAAGCCAAUGGAAUUAAAGUGGAAAAUAUUGUUGAUAUGAACGUUGACGCGAUUAAAGUUGAAGAUAUUAAAUUGGAGAAUGACGAUGCGUUUGAUUUGUGUAAGUCGGAGAAUGAUGAGAACUUAGUUGAUGGUUUGUUAGAAGCAGAUAUAGAGUUUUUGAGCCGUAAUCUUGGCAAUAUUGAGAGUGAUGCAGAUGCAAGGAAAACCAUUGAGAAGCUAACUGGUGUUAAUCCGGACUCGAUAACGUUGGUCGGAGAUGAAUUUGACUUAGGAAGCACACUCAAUACAAAUUUUUCAGGCACUCAAACAACAAAGUGUAUAACAGUGGCUUCAACAACCAGUGGGAUGGUGCAUAGCGUCCCCGUCGCGCAUUUAGCACCGCCCCGUAUAACUGGGAACACUGUGCAUUAUUACACAAGCAGCUCAGUACAGGGGCAGAGAACUGUUCACCACUUGCCGCAGGCCACAGUUACUAUACAGAGUAUUCCUGGGUCCACAUCUCAAAUGAUUCGAGGCAUUCCAAUCAACACAAAGUCUGGGACAAUCAGCACAGUGAUGUCCCAGGGUACAGCAAAUACAAUAAUCGGCUUCGGAACUCACACUUCAAACGCGACGAUCAUAACACCAGCUCAGUACGUGAACGUAACUAAGUCAUUCCCCAACACCAACAUCCUGCAAAGCGCCAUAAUGUCCAAAAACGUCAACCAGAACUCCGGUAUAUCAUUUAAUGUGACUACGGUUCAGCCAAUCACGACUCCGAAAGUGAUUAACGACUUCGAUACGAUAGCAACAGCAAAAGAGAUGAUAGAUAACGCGUGUAACUCCUCUGUGAUGCUGAAGAAGGUUUUGACCCUGGGCAACGCGGGCUCAGCCAAGUCUUUUAUCAUGCACAAUACGCAGAAGGUGCUUUCCACCGGUUUCGCGACCGGAGCCACUCCACCACCGAACGUGACUAUAGUCAGCUCUGGAUCCAGUGGGAUGAUGAAUAAUUUGGGGUCGACAAUCGUGUGUCCCACUUCUGGGAAUCUGAGUGCUACGCAUGCCACUCUGUCUGCGUUAUUGGCUUCCACCGCUGAUAAUGUACAGGCAAGUAAAAAUUGA